Molecule: messenger RNA, 3874 nt
Organism: Odocoileus virginianus texanus
Lineage: Eukaryota; Metazoa; Chordata; Mammalia; Artiodactyla; Cervidae
Source: RefSeq, a predicted model, not a curated record
GGCAGGGCCCCCAUAACUGCUCUUGCUACCUCUGCCCCUCCACGAACUCUCUGAGGUAGGUAACGUGGAGUAUCAGACACUCCAGACUCAGGCACUAAGGCACUCUGACUCAGCUUAGAAAUCCUGAGUGUUAUGACAAUCUGAAGACAGAAAGGCUGUCCCUGUAGGAGUCAGGUGUUUCUGUUUUUGUUUUUUUUAAUUUUUCUGCAUAUUUUCCCUUUCCUGGUUCUAUAUUUUCUAUUUAGUGCUCUUGUUCUCUGAAAUCUUCUGAUGCUUUCAGAUUCAGACAUUCAUUUAACUGAAGGGAUACUCCAAUGGGCUGUAGUUUGGAGGUAGAUGUUCUGCAAUAAAUAAGCACUCUUACCCAAGUCUCAGAACACACUGGUAUAGGGUGGGGGGUGGCAGUCUAUAAAAAGACACUGGCUGCUUUGGAAGCCACUUGGCAAGACUCUAAUUAGUGCUUUAAAAAAAUCUCCAAAUCAGGGAUAUUGCAUAUUGCAUACAGAGGCAAACAGAAAUGUUUAAGAAGAACUUGCAUAAAGGAAAAACAAAGAGAUUUUAAGAAUGCAGAUGGAGGGAAAAAUGUGCCCUGAGAUAAAAGGAUAGAGUAGUCCUAAUACAGGUGGAGGAACAAAGCCAGAUGAAAGCCUGGAGGUAUGGAUUUAGAGCUGGUCUUAAGGCUUAUCACAGUAGUUUACUUUUGGAGCUUCACUACCCCAUUAGCAAAGUUCCUCAGCCCUUCCACUUUACAAACAAAGAGAAUCAAAAUCCUGUGGGAUCAGUGACUUGCUGAGUGCUUCUCCUGUGUUUGACUUUGCACUGAGCACAGCAGGGACUGAAGCAAUGCAUGAGUGUCCAUGUGGAUCUCUUGGAGCUGGUGAGUCAGAAGGGGAGAUAGGCUUCAUAAUUCAACAGGAACUAUCAUAACUCCACAAUAGGAAGCUAUACUGUAGAACAGGCAGAAAAAGAGGCUCAAAAAGAGAUGCAAAUCUACAGCUUCUGAGAGUGGUAAAGAGAGGAGAGCAGAUAUCUCCACUGCAAUGACCGUUCAGAUUUUCAUGGAGGAGGAGGGCAUCAUUGAUCCUCAGCCCCAGAAGAUGGGUUAAAUAGAUAUGUUCAGACAUUCUGGGAAACUCCAGAGGCUGGGGAGCUGUAGUUAAUGUUUGAAUAAUAGCAAAGAAUAUUGCUAUAUUAAUAUGGAUAAUCAGUCUGGGUGUUUGAGGUACAAGUAGGAAAUUCUGAGAAUUGAGACCAAAAAUAUUGAUCUAGUACUGGACUACACAGGCCCUUUAACUCGAGACUUGUGAGUUUGGUUUUGACACUUGGUGUCAAACUUUCUAAUCAGAAUGGUCCCAUUUGUAGAGCUGCCCUUAGAAAAUAUUAGACCUAUUCCAGAUUAGAGAAUGAUAUAGAGGCAAGAGAUUCAUUAAGAGGGCAUUAUUAUGGGCAUACAAAUGUGAUGUCUUGGAUGCAAAUUAUAAGAAUGUUAAGUGGAAGAACUGCAGAAAAGUGCUGGCAGAUGCACUUAGGGUUCAGUAUAACAUUGACUGUUGUGGUCUAAUUUAAUGUAGUAAGUAAAGGAAAGACAGAAACAAUAUAAAGUUUGGAUUUCUGAGUCUUAGUCUCAGGCACAAUUACAGUAUUAUUCAAAGAACUGGAGAACACAGAUAAGAACCAGAUCCACGAUAUAGAAUAGAACUGAUUAUUAAUCCUGUGGUUUUCAGGAGCUGAAUACAAUUCAGUUUGAAGGAAAUUAUUAAGAAAAGCCUUCUAGUAUACUAAGUUAUUCAUGCAGAAAAUUUAAUGCCAUAGGAUAAAUGGAUAUAAAGAUGAAAAGAUAAAGAGGAGGCAUCUAAUGCAUCUUGAUGAAAGUCUGGAAGGUUAUUGCUAUGGACAGGUAUCUUUCUAUUCAUCUACAUUCUAACUGGAGGGAUGGAAGGAAGAACUGGGAGACUAAAUAUGAGUAAGAGAGCUGGGGAGUCAUGAUAAGCAGCAGAUAUUCAGUAGAGUGUGAGAGUGGAAAGAGAAAAAGCAUACAGCUUGAUAAGUAAUUGGAAUGUUCAGAACAGUCAAGGAAGUAGUCAUCAGGAGAAUGAUGCCUUAGGUCUUGAACAAAGUGAUGCCUGUAGAUUGAUAACAAGUUCCUAGCUUUGAAUGUGAGAAAGAGCAUGGUGGAGAUAGGCAAAGGUACAGAGGAAGGUAAUGUGACCUGUUGAGCCAGCUGGAUCACCUGCAAACACUUAGACAAUUCCAGAAACCAUGGGGAUCAGGAGGGGCAAGGAUUGAUUUGGUAAACAAACUUGAUUAAGCUAUAGAGUAACGGUCUGGAUGGCAUAAUGGAGAAAAUAGAUCAUGAAUAAACUGUAUGUCUGUCUUCUCUACAGGUGGUGUUCGUACAGUACAAGUCCUCCCAGGAUGGGAGGUGUCCUCUACAACAGCUCAGGGUUGCCAACUUUCACCCUGACAGGCCUCCCAGAGCUGCAGAACUCCCAACACUGGAUGUUCUUGCUCCUCGGAACCCUCUACAUUGUCUCUAUUGGGGGCAAUAUCCUUAUCCUUUGCAUUGUCAAGGAGGAGCAGAGUUUGCAUCAGCCUGUGUACUACUUCCUGUCCCUGCUCUCAGUUAAUGAUCUAGGUGUGUCUUUCUCCACACUGCCCACCGUGCUCGCCACAUUUUGCUUCCACUUAAGGAAGAUCAGCUUUGAUUCCUGCAUGGCUCAAAUGUUCUUUAUCCACUUCUUCUCUUUGAUGGAGUCAGGGGUCCUGCUGGUUAUGAGUUUUGACCGCUAUGUGGCCAUCUGUAAUCCUCUGCGCUAUACCACCAUGCUCACAGAUUCCCGUGUUGUAUGCAUGGGCUUGUGGGUAAUCACCCGCAGUUUCUGCAUGGUUUUUCCACUGCCUUUCCUUCUGAAGAGGUUGCCCUUCUGCAAGGCGAAUGUACUGUCCCAUGCCUACUGCCUUCAUUCAGAUCUCAUCCACCUUCCCUGUGGUGACGUCACCAUCAACAAUAUUUUUGGUCUCUUCACUGUCAUGUCUACCUUUGGCCUGGACUCUGCACUCAUUCUCUUCUCGUAUGUGCUCAUCCUGCACUCUGUACUUGCCAUUGCAUCUCGGGAGGAACGGUUAAAGACACUCAACACGUGUGUGUCACAUCUGUGUGCUGUGCUCAUCUUCUAUGUCCCCAUGGUUGGUGUGUCCAUGGCUGCCCGCUAUGGCAGGCAUGCCCCCCGAUUUGUGCACACAGUCUUGUCCCUCAUUUAUCUCUUUGUGCCUCCCAUGCUCAACCCUGUCAUCUAUUCCAUCAAAACCAAAGAGAUUAGAAGGCAGCUUGGUCGAAUGCUAGUGGAAACCAAGUUUUAAACCAGAAACAUAUAGAGAGUUCAAACCUCAAAGAAUAUUUACUAUUACUCCAUAAAUUGGAGUUUCCAUAACCUGUUUUGACAACUUUUUAAACUUCUUUUUCGUGUUUCUGCCACCAGAUGUAUGAUGACCUUAUACUAAUUAAGACCUGCCAAAAGGUUUUGGCGAGGUACACUGAGUUGAGUUAGAAAAAUCGUUGUUCAGUUUUCUUUUUUAAUCCCAACAUGCACAUCCUGACAAUUACUCCUUCAUUUUAUCACAAUGUGUUUCUAUUAUCCAUGGUUAGAGGGAAUCAUCACAGAAAAAAUUACUAAUUACAAUGGGACCAGUGUUAUAACGGUUAGUGAGUCUUUUUCCCCAAGUCUAUGUCAAAAGUAGUUCUAUUUUUAGUUCUUUGUAGAAUCUUCAUACUCCUUUCCAUAGCAGUUGCAUUAUUUUGCAUUUCCAACAACACUGUGCAAGGGUGUGACAGCCUCAUCAACACUUCUUGUCUUCUGUUGUUGUAUUUAACAAC